Mizuhopecten yessoensis (Yesso scallop) is the source of this 5250-nucleotide messenger RNA. Its product is annotated as adhesion G protein-coupled receptor L3-like. Gene Ontology annotation, cellular component: membrane. Gene Ontology annotation, biological process: adenylate cyclase-activating G protein-coupled receptor signaling pathway; cell surface receptor signaling pathway. The transcript has 20 exons. Gene Ontology annotation, molecular function: G protein-coupled receptor activity. The coding region runs from base 178 to 3018 and encodes 946 amino acids. Lineage: Eukaryota; Metazoa; Mollusca; Bivalvia; Pectinida; Pectinidae. The record is from RefSeq and is a predicted model, not a curated record.
CAACUCGAAGGUUGUAAACACACUUAAGAUGUCAACUGUUUGUUCGUGUUUUCACUUAAAUAUAUUCCGUAACUGAUCGCAGGCAGUGAAUGUCACGUGACUUUCAUUUUCCAUCCCAGACUCGGCUGAACAUAUGUAUACACAUUACAACUCGACUAGGGCUACGGUCAGCAUCUUAUGGAAAAUAUGAAGUCGAUUUUGUGCGUUUUUCUUUACUCCUUGGUUCUGAUUUCUGUAACCACCAGUGGACCUCUGCAAUGCCCGAAACCCUGGGUAAAGGUCCAUCGGGCCUGCUACAAGUUCGUGAAGGAAUACCUCACGUGGGACUCCGCAACUGCAAUGUGCCUAGAGGAGGGUGCCAACCUCGCCUCCAUCGGAUCCAUGGCCGAGAAGAUGAAGAUGAUGAAGCACUUGACGAAUAUAAUACGAAAACCAAACCAGGACCGUUGGUGGGUGGGUCUACGUCAUAACCAGAGUCGCGCCGUCUGGCGGUGGUCGGAUGGAGCGGAGCUGAACGGAAGAGUCACGCCUUGGAGUCCGGGUGAGCCCAAUAAUGGACGAGGGGACGAGUUUUGUGCCGAAUUUCAUAUUGGAGGCAGACUCAACGACGUACAAUGCAACACGCAACGGUUUUAUAUCUGUGAAUGGAAUAAAAUUACCCCUCCGCCCACGCCGUCGACUACAUCUGUUCCAUUGACCACCACCCGGAAACAGACGACCACUGCGACCACUUCUGCUACCACUUCCGCUACCACUUCCGCUACCACUAGCGUUACAACUGCCAGGGCUGUAACAAAAACUACAUCUACCGAAAGUCCGAAAACGAAAAUGACAACGAUUAAUAGGCCUACUGAAAGUUCUGAAUUAUUACCAACAUCAGAGACACCAGAUACUGCGGAAACUACUGAUUUAUACGAAAUUCCAGUUUCAAAAACAAAACCAUUUGUCACAGUAACACCGAAAAUGCUGUCUACAGUUUCAAACAUUGCUGAGGACAAUGAAUCAACGGAAAUGUCAAUAUCCAUGUCUACAACCAAGUUGCCCGAUUAUGAAUACCCGAUAAGUAAUGAUAGAAGCACAAAGAUACCAGCACCGAGACAUACCACUCAUUGUCCAAGACGUGUGGCUUAUGGAUUAGUUUGGCCUGAAACCAAACAAGGUGAACGUCGGAAAAUUCCUUGCGAUAAAGGUUCAGGUACGGCCACGUGGCAGUGUGGGCGGAACCCUGUGAGGUGGACAAAGAAACCGGACACACGAGCAUGCGCAUCACAACAGUUCAAAGAUCUGAUGCUUAGGGUUUCAUCCGGAAAGCCGGACAAAUCCCCGAUUGUCACGAAGGAAGCAAUAAAUAUCGCCAGGGACUUGGUGCGGAAAACGGAUGUCUCCAAACCUAUGUCCGUGGCAGAUAUCUCUAUCUCGACGACGAUUCUCAGAAAAGUGACCAAUGUCCAGCCGAAGUCGACAGUCCAAGCGGUUACUUUGGUCAAGGAACUGGUCAAGGCUGGUAGUAAUCUGGUGGCUAACACUGAAAGGUCUGCAGACGUGCGACGGACAGACAAACGUCGAGCGGCCGCCAGCAUCCUGUCCGCAAUGGAGGACAGCACAACAUCAAUGGCGGAAGCGAUUCAAGUCCCAAUCGUCAUCAAAACUUCCAGCGACAAAUUAGAAUUGGAGUUAUACGUCGUCAACACAAGCGACGUGUCGGAGGCCCUGGUCUACGGUGGCGAUGAGGGUAAGGACGGCGUGGAAGACGGCGACAAGGUGUCCAUACCGGCUUCCGUACUACAGCAAAUCAGCACAGAUGGCCUGUCAAAAGUUGUCUUUAUGAAACAUUCCGACAUUGGCGAAUUUCUGGUGGCUGAGAACGAGUCUAGCGUGACCCAACAGAUAGCCAGUAACGUCAUCAGCGUGUCUGUCGGCCACGCCGACACUAGUAAACUUAGCCAGCCUGUCACAUUUUCACUCAAACUGCUACAGCGAAUCGAUGUUGAGUCCGUUCCACUUUGCUCAUUCUGGAAUUUUUCGGAGGGGGAAUCGGGAAGCUGGUCCCAGGCCGGAUGUGACGUAUCAAACAUGACCCCGUAUCGUGUCACAUGUCAGUGUAACCACCUUACAAGCUUCGCCAUUUUGCUGGACGUAUCUGGUGUGGCGAUGUCCAGUCGUCACCACUCCAUCCUGCGGUACAUCACGUAUGCCGGGUGCAUCAUUUCUCUGAUCAGCCUCUUCACGAGCUGGCUUACAUUCAACUGUCUCAGCCCACUGCAGAGUGAGAGGAAUUCCAUCCACAAAAACCUAGUGUUUUGCCUGUUUGCCGCCGAGUUGACCUUCCUUGUUGGUAUUGACCAGACUGAUAAACAGGUGUCCUGUGCAGUUAUCGCCCUUCUGUUGCACUUCUUCUUCCUUUCCGCUUUCACCUGGAUGUUGAUGGAGGCUGUUCAGAUCGUCAUCAUGCUGGUUCAGGUUUUCGACACGGCCAAGUCAAACCUCAAGUACUUCUAUCUUGCAGGAUACGGUAUACCCAUCGUGAUAGUAGCUACUACUGCCGGGAUAGACUUCACAGCCUAUGGCACGCCUCAAUAUUGCUGGCUGACAACGGACCGAUUUUUCAUUUGGAGUUUUGCAGGACCAGUCGCCACGGUCCUUUUGGUGAAUGCUGGAAUUUUGACCUAUGCAAUGAGCACGGUAUGCCGCCAUUCCGAUUACGUAUUUUCCAGAGAAAAGGCAAAUGCUGGAAAUUUCAAAGCCUGGAUCCAGGGAGCAUUCGCUCUUGAAGUUCUUCUUGGUCUGACCUGGGUGUUUGGUUAUUUCUUCCUUAAUGAGGAGACUGUCACCAUGGCUUACAUAUUUACAGUGCUAAACAGUCUCCAAGGACUUUUCAUCUUCAUUUUCCACUGUCUACUCAAUAAAAAGGUUCGAAAUGAAUAUAAAAAAUUAGUGCAUAUCAGCAAGAAGGCGCCCAUGCUCUCCUCGACAAAGUCGGCAUCACUGCGCAAGAACGAUGGAUCAUAUGCACUUUGAUAUAAUCCGUUAGCAUUCUACUUCUGCUCAAAGCUUGCAAUGAUAACCGGUUACAUGCAUUGUAUUGUAUUCAUGAUACUUCUCCAUACAAUCUACACCCUGACAAUUGACAAGGAGGCGUGUGUAGAGACAGACAAUUCCUGGAUAAAACCGGUUAACUCAAAGGUUAUUGGAACAAAGCGAAUUAUGGGUUUUCCAGUCACUUCAACUUACUUCUGUUCGAUAGCGUUUAUAUCUGCAUUAUGCAGAUGUGAUAUAACGUGAGCGUUGCGAAGAUGUUAAACGACAGAGAGCUCUACCUGAGUAUUGGUGCAUUGUUGGCCUGUUCAUUGAGCAAUAUGCUGUGGCUGUAUUCCAUAAAAAGGGUGAUUACGUAUUGCUUGCGUGUUAUGGCUAUUGUUUCUCUUUCAUAAGUGGAAUGGUUCCAGCACUGAUGCAUGACAUUAUGCUGAUACAAGAUAUAUAUAUAUAUAUAUAUUUAUAUAUCAAUACUAGUUUUUUUUUUUAUAUCAGAGUGUUAGAUAAAUAGGUGUCAAAAUGGAUGCCAUGUUUCACUGUUUGUCUCUUUCCGAUUCUUAACUCCUGUUAUAGAAAUAAUACACCAUUAGGUGUGACGAAAAAUGAUUUUGCUUAGUUUUCAGUUAGUUGUCAUUCAGAAAAUAAUCCUUUAUAACAUAUAUGUUUGAAAUAUAUAUGGGUUUUUUUUAUCUAGGAAAGUUCUCGGGUUUUAUGGACAGCAUAAGCUAUCCCGUAGACAUCAGAUACAGGAUGUAAAAACCAAUCAUUGAUCGGUACUGGAAUAAGAACCAUUUCCUAUACAUAUUUUGUUCAAUAUCACAAUAUUGGUAUAAUACAUUUCACUGAUAAAGAAGUACAUUAUUACAUCUUUUGCAUGCAGGCUUCAAAUUUGUUGAAAUUGUAAGGACAAUAUACGGAUACACUGUUGUAUACUGGUGACGAUGACGAUGACCAUCAAUACCUAUUAAAGAAAGAGAUAUAACAUUUGCUUGAUGUUUCACUUUCAUAUUUAAAUAUAUCGAUGUUUUGCCUGAAAUCAGGCUAAUUUGGGAACAACUUUAUCAUUUUAUUUAUCAAGAACAUGAAACAGAAGAAGAUUGCCUUGGUUUUACGCUACCUAGCUGUCCAGUCGGAGCAGUGAGGAACCAUUUGCCCCUGCUAAGCGACUUAACAGUUGGUAUGGCAUUAUCUUUUUCAAUGGAAGUGGUCACUCUUUCUUGGAUAACUGAUGACCUACAGAAGGUCCUAUAUGUCGCAAACGAUAUCAUGAUGGGUGUCAUUUGUGGUGCAGGACACGUGUGUUUCCACGAGUAUCUUUUUUGUGGGGGUUAAUGUUUUUCCUGAUGUUUGUUCGUCAGAGUGGCCGCCGUGGCCAAGUGGUUAAGGCGUUUGACAUUCUGCUACCACUAGCCCUCCACCACUGGGUCGUGAGUUCGAAACCUACGUGAGGCAGUCGUCUGGUACUGACCGUAGUUUGGUGGUUUAUCUUCGGGAACACUGGCUUUCCUCCACCAAAACCUGGUGCGUCCUUAAAUGACCAUAGCUGGAAAAAGGCAGUAAUACACACAAAAAGAUGCAUUGCAGUAUUACCAAAUGCGAGUAUUUCCACUUCGCGACUUAUGUAAAUAGGACAUGAAUUUAUAAUAGCUGACAUAUAAGGCAAUAUUCGUUUACGUAGUGGUACUGAAUUUGUAUAGAAUUAUUUUUGUACAGGUUUUAUUUUUAUUUUAAGUGCCAGUUUGAUACCUAUUGUGUUCGUCAUUAUGUGCUGUGGUUAUUUUGUAGCUUUUAUUAGACCAUUGAGUAUUGUUAUACGUUCGUAUCAUAUGUUUAUUUUGUGAUAUCAUCCUCUGUGUUCAUUUUGUUUAUUAUAAUCUUAUAUAUCGAUUGUAUACGAUUUGAUUAUUAAGUAAGGGAUUCAUGGCGUGUGGCUUACUUCUCGGUUCGCUGUAUUUUUAACCCAUUUUAGAAAGUAUUGUUAUAGUAUAUUUUCACUAAAUUGCAUACCUUUCUUUUUCAUAAUCAUUUUUUUUGCUUGCGGCGGUCAAGUUAUCUCGCAUUUAUAAAGGUGUUAUCCUGAGUACUAUGUUCGCCGGUGACGGCAAUGCUGUAAUGGGCGAUUUAUUUUGAUGAAAAAUGUCCAAGCCGUAAAGGUGUGAUUACUAGAAUAAAUCUUGCUUCAAGAUGAUUGAGGAAGCCCCCCCCCCCCCCCCC